AUGAAUUCUUUGACGCGGAUUCUGACCAUUGUGUCGCUUGCAUUGCUCUCGCCUGUGCUGGCUCGCCGCCAUGAAGUGCUCAAUUCCCAGGUUCGUCUGGCGUAUGUUGGUGACACCGCUAUGAGGGUGUCUUGGAACACUUUCCGUCAGCUCAAGAAACCGACUGUCCACUACGGCACGGAGCCCGACAAACUGCACCACCGGGCUUCGUCUCACGAGUCUGUCACGUACGACACGUCGCUCACGUACAACAACCACGUAACCAUCGACGGCCUGGAGCCAGACACACAGUACUACUAUCUCCCGGGCCAUCUGCUGCGCGACAAUGCAACCACGCCGCCUUACACCUUCCGCACCAGCCGUCCCGCCGGUGACAUGACGCCGUACUCUGCUGCCGUCAUCAUCGACAUGGGCACCAUGGGUCCUAGGGGACUGACUACCUCGGCUGGCCAGACCGUGUCGCCCAACAACAUUCUCAAGCCGGGCGAGCAAAACACCGUCCAGUCUUUGGAGAAUGCACUAGACACGUACGACCUUCUCCUUCACCCUGGCGACUAUGCCUACGCCGACGCCUGGCUCAAGGAAAUCGCCGAGGGCUUCCUGCCCAACACGACCAUGAACGACGGCUGGGAGGUCUACGAGUCCAUCCUCAACGACUACUUUGACGAGAUGACGCCCAUGACCACCACCAAGCCGUGGAUGGUCGGCGCCGGCAACCACGAGGCCAACUGCAUCUGCGGCGGCUACGACGACCCCUUCAACCACGUCAGCUACAACACCAGCGUCUGCAGCCCCGGCCAGACCAACUUCACCGGCCUGCGCACCCACUUCCGCAUGCCCUCGGACGUCGGAUCCGGCGGCGCCGGCAACUUCUGGUACAGCUUUGACCACGGCAUGGUGCACUACGUCAUGCUCGACACCGAGACGGACCUCGGCCACGGCUUCGUCUCACCCGACGAGCUCAACGGCGGCGAGGGCGACCACGCGGGGCCCUUUGGCGCCUACGCCAAUGCGCAGACGGACUGGCUCGAGGCGGACCUCAAGGCCGUCGACCGCCGCAAGACGCCGUGGGUCAUCGCGGCGGGACACCGGCCGUGGUACCUGUCGCUGGCCAACGUCACGCACACCAUCUGCUGGAUGUGCAAGGACGUGUUCGAGCCGCUAUUCCUCGAGUACGGCGUGGACCUGUACAUCUCGGGCCACGCGCACUUUUACCAGCGCUCCGCGCCGCUCAAUGAUAGCGUGGUCGACCCGAACGAGCUGAACAACCCGUCGGCGCCGUGGUACAUCACCAACGGCGCGGCAGGCCACUACGACGGCCUGAGCAAGGCGGCUAAGCAGAAGAAGCCGUACGAGCGCUUCCGGCUGGACGAGAACGACGCGACGUACGGCUGGUCGCGGCUGACGUUUCAUAACUGCACGCACAUGACGCACGAGUUUGUCGCGAGCAACAACAAUACUGUGCUCGAUAGCGCAACUCUGUUCAAAGACAGGAGCUGUGAUGCAAAGAGCAAUUGA
Cordyceps fumosorosea ARSEF 2679 is the source of this 1518-nucleotide messenger RNA. Its product is annotated as metallo-phosphoesterase. The transcript has 2 exons. Lineage: Eukaryota; Fungi; Ascomycota; Sordariomycetes; Hypocreales; Cordycipitaceae. The coding region runs from base 1 to 1518 and encodes 505 amino acids. Gene Ontology annotation, molecular function: metal ion binding; acid phosphatase activity; protein binding. The record is from RefSeq and is a predicted model, not a curated record.